Molecule: messenger RNA, 2361 nt
Organism: Synchiropus splendidus (mandarinfish)
Lineage: Eukaryota; Metazoa; Chordata; Actinopteri; Syngnathiformes; Callionymidae
Product: zinc finger protein 135-like
Exons: 2
Coding region: 73-1137 (354 amino acids)
Biological process (GO): regulation of transcription by RNA polymerase II
Molecular function (GO): RNA polymerase II cis-regulatory region sequence-specific DNA binding; DNA-binding transcription factor activity
Source: RefSeq, a predicted model, not a curated record
CGGGUCACGUGACAGUCCCCCUCAUCGCCUCGUCCGCCGGAGGAUCGUCUCUUGUCCACGUCGCCGCACACGAUGACCAAACUGCAAUUUCUGAACGUGUUCCUGACGGAGCGGCUCAUGCUCGCCGCCCAGGAGAUCUACAAGUCUGUGGAGGACACCAUCCUGGAGUACCAGGAGGAGAUCGCGAUCCGAGAGCGCGAGAACGACUACCUGAGGCGACGGCUGAGAGACGCGGGGAUGGAAGUGUGGCCAGAUCGUCCAUCAAUGGCUCUUCUGGAGGAGGAGGAUGGCGAACAUCCACGGCGAGAGUGGAGUCCCAGCAUGGGUCACGAGGAGCGAGUCCCUCUUCAGAUCAAGGACAAACGAGACCCAGGAGGCAGCCAGAUUCGCGGACACUGCAGCGCCUCAGAAAACAUGUUCCCACCCGCACGGCUCGCUAACGACUACACGCCGGACGUUCCUCAGACCUCCAACCUGCCGCAGAACCCCGGGGUGGAGAACAGCGAACGGGAUCCUGGGGGCCGCGGCAUGGUGCGACACGUGAAGGCCGAGGCCGGAGGCGUCCACAGAAACACUGCUGCUGCCGCUGCGAACAGCAGCGCGCAGCCUCUCGCGCCUGUCAACCCAAACUGCCCGAAUGAGAACAACAUCAUCAGCGGGGACAGUGGAGGCCAGAUGAAAGGCACGGCUGUCAGCAGAGGGCCGGCGCCUCAGAUGCGCGGCCAGCCGACCAACGUGGACUGCCCGCAUCAGAAAUCUCCACUGCAAGGCAACAUGGCGUCUUUCAGCUGCAAGGUAUGUGGCGAGGCCUUCAGUCACAUCGGACAUUUGCACGUCCAUGUUCAAGUGCACACGCGGGAGAAGCCGUACCGCUGCGGCGUAUGUGGGAAGUGCUGCAGCUCCUCCGGCCGCCUGCAGGAGCACCAGCGGAGCCACACCGGGGAGAAGCCCUUCCGCUGCCAGAUCUGUGGGAACGGCUUCACGCAGAUGGCUCACCUGAAGGUCCACAUGAGGAUCCACACCGGAGAGAAGCCGUACAGCUGCCCGGUGUGCGGCAAGUGCUUCAGUCGCUCCGACAAAAUCAAGAGGCACCUGCAGACACACAACCGCGAGGGCUCCUACUUCCCGGGACAAUGACGCUGACUGAGCUUGCGAGUGGUGGCUGUGCACACGCUUCUGACCGGUGACGUCACUGCCUGUCCUAACCCCCACCCCCACCAGCACAGUGGUUCCGAUCUUGAGUUUGAGUUGGCCAGUUUAGUCAUUUUCAUGAUUUAUAUUCGUCCUGGAGGAUCAAACUAGCGAGUCAUUAGUUAGCCUUAAUGAACGUCCGGUUUCAUUUAGUAUCUGGAGAUGAAGUCUUCCACACAUCUGGAGCCUCAAAUCUUGGCAUAUUUUUUUCACUCGGACGACACAAACCAAACAAUAUUUCCUGACCAGCUGAAGUUUUUCAAAAGGCCAAACUAAAAAACGGUGUAUUUUGAAGCUCUGAAGCUGCCUGCUUGCAGAAGGUGUCGUGAUAAACGUUCUCAGCCGAGUCGUUGCCUUCCAUCCGUCCUUAGCUCCUGAUUUUGAGUUUUCCAGUUGAAGCGAACACAGCUUGAGCUCACGGUCAUGCAAAUUGGAUCAUUUAGCUCAGUCUACACUGCAUGUUUCCCCUCUUUAGUGUCAGUCACCCAUUUUUGCUUUCAGAUUGUCUCCUCCUGCAUCACCUAGUAAGAGUCAGCCAAUCGUAGAAGCCAUUGGGGCUGAUGCGUUCAGGUGCCUCCUGAACUGUAGCUGACAAACAUCAUGACUGAAAAGCAUAGAGAACUGUGACUGACUGCUUGAACCAGGAAGGAAUUAAUCAGUAAAAGGGUUCAGAUACCUAAAGUGGCUGUUGAGCUGAGUGAGUGUGCAUGAAUCCCUACUGCACCUGAAUGCAUCAGACCUAACCAGCUUCUGUGCGUUACAUGAUCUGUCUGUAAAAACUCAUGUGCUGCCUUACGUGACACAGUGCCGACCCGGUGCCGGCACCACGCUUGCCGACAGAGCACAAGUGCUCCAUGUGGUCAUUUUACACAAGUGUUAGCAUGUUUAUUUUCAUGCACAUCAUGGUUUUGUGAAGGGGUCGUGUAUCUGAGCCAUCACAGUGGGAUCUCUGCAUCCACUGUCUUCCUCGCUUUGUGAUGGAUUUUGAGCCAGCACCCAUUUUUCCUCUCAGGACUUGAACUCUUCCAACAGACUCAGGGUUUGAUCAGUCGCACAUGAUCACUCAGCGUCCAUCAUCCCGCGGAGGGACUCACUUUCAGCAUGUCUGGAGCUCAACUGUACAGUGUUGUGGAUAUAAAUGUUAUUUUUAAUAAAGUAGCACUGACACCU